Molecule: messenger RNA, 1868 nt
Organism: Sapajus apella (tufted capuchin)
Lineage: Eukaryota; Metazoa; Chordata; Mammalia; Primates; Cebidae
Gene: CHI3L2
Product: chitinase 3 like 2
Biological process (GO): carbohydrate metabolic process; chitin catabolic process
Cellular component (GO): extracellular region
Molecular function (GO): chitin binding
Source: RefSeq, a predicted model, not a curated record
GGCCAUUCAUUCGCUCAUCAGCAGUGGACUACCAGUGAUGGAUCUGCUGUGUGUGGUGGGGGGGGGAACUGGAAGUGUACAGAUGAAUGAUUCAUUUGUUUAUUCUUACACUUUUCACCUAACAGUGACUUCCUGAGGUCUUAUUUUGUUUGAAGCACAGGUCCUGAAGGUGUGGUGGGGAGCAAGAAAUAGUGUUGAUCACAUCCUCCACUUAGUGGAAGAAAUAAGAUUUACAGUCCAUUAUCAAACAGCUUUGCAACAGUCCAGUCACGCACACACGCAAUGUCCAGAAGAAUGGACAAGAGAUUUGUAGCUGGGGAUGGAUCAUAACAUCUCACAUAUAAAGGGUCUCAGACAAGAACCGGGUCCCUUUCAGGUGGGACUACAUGAAAAGGGCUCUUCAGCAGCUGUCUUCACAGCAACUCAUUUCCCACAGGCUGUUGAAACCUCAGAGGAUAAAAGACCCAGGGAACACACAUCCCAGGGGAAGCUGGCUGAGAAUAUGGGAGCAAUCACCAUGAACCAGAAGUCUCUCUGGGCAGGUCUAGUGGUCUUGCUGCUUCUCCAGGGAGGAUCUGCCUACAAGCUGGUUUGCUACUUUACCAGCUGGUCCCAGGACGGAAGAUUCGCCCCUAAGAACAUCGACCCCUUCCUAUGCUCUCACCUCAUCUACUCAUUCGCCAGCAUCGGGAACAACAAGGUUAUCAUCAAGGACAAGAGUGAAGUGAUGCUCUACCAGACUAUCAACAGUCUCAAAACCAAGAAUCCCAAACUGAAAAUUCUCUUGUCCAUUGGAGGAUACCUGUUUGGUUCCAAAGGGUUCCACCCCAUGGUGGAUUCUGCUACAUCACGUUUGGAAUUCAUUAACUCCGUAAUCCUGUUUCUGAGGAACCAUAACUUUGAUGGACUGGAUGUAAGCUGGAUCUACCCAGGUCAGAAAGACAACACUCAUUUCACUGUGCUGAUUCAUGAGUUAGCAGAAGCCUUUCAGAAGGACUUCACAAAAGCUACCAAGGAAAGGCUUCUCUUGACUGCAGGUGUAUCUGCAGGGAGGCAAAUGAUUGACAACAGCUAUCAGAUUGAGAAACUGGCAAAAGAUCUGGAUUUCAUCAACGUCCUGUCCUUUGAUUUCCAUGGGUCUUGGGAGAAGCCCCUCAUCACUGGCCACAACAGCCCUCUGAGCAAGGGGUGGCGGGACAGAGGGCCAAGCUCCUACUACAAUGUGGAAUAUGCUGUGGGGUACUGGAUACGUAAGGGAAUGCCCUCAGAGAAGGUGGUCAUGGGCAUCCCCACGUAUGGGCGCUCCUUCACACUGGCCUCUGCAGAAACCACCGUGGGGGCCCCUGCCUCUGGCCCUGGAGCUGCCGGACCCAUCACAGAGUCUUCAGGCUUCCUGGCCUACUAUGAGAUCUGCCAGUUCCUGAAAGGAGCAAAAAUCACGAGGCUCCAGGAUCAGCAAGUUCCCUACGCAGUCAAGGGGAACCAGUGGGUGGGCUAUGACGACGUGGAGAGUAUGGAGACCAAGGUUCAGUUCCUAAAGAAUUUAAACCUGGGAGGGGCCAUGAUCUGGUCUAUUGACAUGGAUGACUUCACCGGCAUAUCCUGCAACCAGGGUCCUUACCCUCUUGUCCAAGCAGUCAAGAGAAGCCUUGGCUCCCUAUGAAGGAUUAACUUACAGAGAAGCAGGCAAGGUAACCUUGCUGCCUGGGGCCUGUUCUCUCCCAGAAAUUCUCAGUGGGAUUCCCCCUUGCCGGCUGGCCUUUGGAUGUCUCUUCCAAGCCUCACCUGACUUCCUCUCCGAUCGCGGAUUGGGUCUGGCUUUGUUUUCCUGCAGCUAUUGACUUGUUGCCCUGAAGUACAAUAAAAAA